UCCCUCGCCCCAUCCAUGCCCGUCGCCACCUCCCACCACCUCCGCCCGUCGCCGCCGGCGGCGGCGGACCGCCGCCCCGGACGCGCCUCGCUCCGGCCCUGGGCCCAGCCCCCGCGCCGCCGCGCCCUCGCCCUCGCCGCGGCCGCCAGCGCCGGCGGCGAGGCGUCCGCCGCGGUCUCGGCGGUGAGCGCGGGGGCCACCGCGGGCGCCAAGCGGGACCCGGUGCGGCGCCACACGAUCUCGGUCUUCGUCGGGGACGAGAGCGGCAUGAUCAACCGGAUCGCCGGGGUGUUCGCCAGGAGGGGCUACAACAUCGAGUCGCUCGCCGUGGGGCUCAACAAGGACAAGGCGCUAUUCACCAUCGUCGUCUCCGGGACGGACAGGGUGCUCAAGCAGGUCAUCGAGCAGCUCAACAAGCUCGUAAAUGUCUUGAACGUUGAAGAUCUAUCUAAGGAACCUCAGGUUGAAAGAGAGCUCAUGCUUAUAAAACUCAAUGCCAAACCAGAUCAACGUGCUGCCGUCAUGCUUGUAGCUAAUGUGUUCAGAGCGAAAGUUGUUGAUAUUUCCGAGAAUUCUCUAACCCUAGAGGUCACUGGAGAUCCUGGAAAGAUUGUUGCGGCACAAAGGAGCCUAAGCAAAUUUGGGAUCGAAGAAAUUUGUAGAACGGGAAAAAUUGCUUUGAUUCGUGAAAAAAUUGGAACAGCUGCCCGUUUCUGGGGAUUUUCUACUGCUUCUUACCCAGACCUCAUAGAAGCAUCACCCAGAAACCCUCUUCUUACUUCUCCGAAAAAGACGGUUAAUGGCAGUUUUGAUCAGCCAUCCAGUGCUGGGGGUGAUGUGUAUCCUGUGGAACCUUAUGAAAGCAUGUCCAUGAACCAAGUACUUGAUGCCCAUUGGGGUGUUCUUGACGAUGAAGAUUCAAGCGGACUUUGCUCACAUACUCUUUCCAUCCUUGUGAAUGAUUGUCCUGGUGUCCUCAACAUUAUAACAGGCGUCUUUGCUCGCAGGGGCUACAGUAUACAGAGUCUUGCUGUUGGCCGAGCUGAAAAGGAAGGCAUUUCGCGUAUUACAACAGUUGUUCCCGGAACUGAUGAAUCCAUCGAGAAGUUAGUUCAGCAGCUUUACAAGCUUAUUGAUGUACUUAAGGUUGAGGACUUGACUCACUUACCUUUUGCCGAAAGAGAACUGAUGCUUAUCAAGGUAUCUGGGAACACCGCUGCUCGGAGGGAGAUACUAGAUAUCGGUCAAAUCUUCCGGGCAGAAUGUCUGGAUCUUUCUGAUCACACAGUUACGUUAAUGCUUACUGGGGAUCUUGACAAGAUGGUUGCAUUACAAAGACUGUUGGAGCCUUACGGCAUAUGCGAGGUUGCCAGAACAGGUCGUGUGGCGCUGACCCGUGAAUCUGGGGUUGAUUCCAAGUACCUCCGCGGCUACUCUCUUCCAGUGUAAUGUGUGAGCUAAGCAGAAGGUGUAGGCAGCUUUUCGUUCAUUCCUGUUAGGGAUGACUUUCUCCUUGGUUGUAAUGUGUCGAACCAGUGACUUUUGGAAUAAAUUAUUUUCCGUAGAUGCUAGUUGAUGUUUGCCAUUGUAUUGCACUGACAUGCUGAAUAAAUAAUGCCCCUCUCCCCUGUUCA
This is a messenger RNA of Lolium rigidum, 1634 nucleotides long. Its product is annotated as acetolactate synthase small subunit 2, chloroplastic-like. Gene Ontology annotation, biological process: L-valine biosynthetic process. NCBI's taxonomy places the organism in Eukaryota, Viridiplantae, Streptophyta, Magnoliopsida, Poales, Poaceae. The transcript has 12 exons. Gene Ontology annotation, cellular component: cytosol. The coding region runs from base 16 to 1449 and encodes 477 amino acids. The record is from RefSeq and is a predicted model, not a curated record. Gene Ontology annotation, molecular function: acetolactate synthase activity; acetolactate synthase regulator activity.